GGCACCUUCCUUUGGUUAUCAUUGUAAAAUAUUCGUCAACCCACCAUAAUGUUCUGCAAACUUCUUCUGGUCCUGCUGGUAGCUGCAAGCUAUGCUGAGGAAUUCGAGAACGAUAUACCCGAGAAAUGCAAGGCGGUGUCCGUCACCCCCGUAGGCUGCCCGUUCCCGUCGAGCGACGGCCUGCGUCCGCACCCGGACGCCUGCGACCUGUUCUACUACUGCCCGCCGGGCCACGUGGCGCCCAUCUGCCGGCAGUGUCCGGCCGGGCUGCACUUCAACCCGGACACGCAUGUCUGUGAUCACCCGGACCGCUCUGGAUGCCAUAAAUAGUUUGUCAACCUAGUACUGGAUACCUAAUA
This is a messenger RNA of Cydia amplana, 359 nucleotides long. Its product is annotated as peritrophin-1-like. The coding region runs from base 49 to 330 and encodes 93 amino acids. Lineage: Eukaryota; Metazoa; Arthropoda; Insecta; Lepidoptera; Tortricidae. The record is from RefSeq and is a predicted model, not a curated record. Gene Ontology annotation, cellular component: extracellular region. The transcript is spliced from 2 exons. Gene Ontology annotation, molecular function: chitin binding.